Messenger RNA from Aplosporella prunicola CBS 121167, 1554 nucleotides. RefSeq lists its product as uncharacterized. Gene Ontology annotation, molecular function: UTP:glucose-1-phosphate uridylyltransferase activity. The record is from RefSeq and is a predicted model, not a curated record. NCBI's taxonomy places the organism in Eukaryota, Fungi, Ascomycota, Dothideomycetes, Botryosphaeriales, Aplosporellaceae. Bases 1 to 1554 code for a protein of 517 amino acids. Gene Ontology annotation, cellular component: cytoplasm. Gene Ontology annotation, biological process: UDP-alpha-D-glucose metabolic process; glycogen metabolic process. The transcript has 3 exons.
AUGGCCUCCGCGCUCCCCACCCACCUGAAGCCUGGCAACGCCGCCGACGACUUCGCCAGCCGUCACCAUGGCAAGACCCAGUCGCAUAUGGCUUUCGAGAACACCUCCACUUCCGUUGCUGCAUCGCAGAUGCGCAAUGCCCUCAACCAGCUGUGCGACACCGUCAAGGACCCCGCUGAGAAGCAGAGGUUCGAGACUGAGAUGGACAACUUCUUCGCUCUGUUCCGCAGGUACCUGAAUGACAAGGCGAAGGGCAACGCCAUCGAGUGGUCCCGCAUCGCUCCCCCCAAGCCCGAGCAGGUCGUCAACUACGCCGACCUUGCCAACAGCGAGUCGGUCGAGUACCUGAACAAGCUCGCCGUUGUCAAGCUCAACGGUGGUCUUGGUACCUCCAUGGGUUGCGUUGGUCCUAAGUCCGUUAUCGAGGUCCGUGACGGCAUGUCCUUCCUGGACCUGUCUGUCCGCCAGAUCGAGUACCUGAACAGGACGUACAACGUCAACGUUCCCUUCGUCCUGAUGAACUCGUUCAACACGGACUCGGACACCGCCAACAUCAUCAAGAAGUACGAGGGUCACAACAUUGACAUUAUGACCUUCAACCAGUCCAAGUACCCCCGUGUGCUGAAGGACUCUCUUCUGCCCGCGCCCAAGUCUGUUGACUCGCAGAUCUCCGACUGGUACCCCCCCGGUCACGGUGACGUCUUCGAGUCGCUGUACAACUCGGGCAUUCUCGACAAGCUGAUUGACCGCGGCAUCGAGAUCAUCUUCCUGUCAAACGCCGACAACCUGGGUGCCGUCGUUGACCUCCGCAUCCUGCAGCACAUGGUUGACACCAAGUCCGAGUACAUCAUGGAGCUGACGGACAAGACCAAGGCCGAUGUCAAGGGUGGUACCAUCAUCGACUACGAGGGUUCCGUCCGUCUGCUUGAAAUCGCGCAGGUGCCCAAGGAGCACGUCAACGAGUUCAAGUCGAUCAAGAAGUUCAAGUACUUCAACACCAACAACAUCUGGAUGAACCUCAAGGCCAUCAAGCGCGUUGUCGAGAACAAUGAGCUGGCCAUGGAGAUCAUCCCCAACGGCAAGUCCAUCCCUGCCGACAAGAAGGGCGAGGCCGACCUGUCGGUCAUCCAGCUCGAGACGGCGGUCGGUGCUGCCAUCCGCCACUUCAACAACGCCCACGGUGUCAACGUUCCCAGGAGGCGUUUCUUGCCCGUCAAGACGUGCUCUGACCUGAUGCUCGUCAAGUCGGAUCUGUAUACUCUGCAGCACGGCCAGCUCGUCAUGGACCCCAACCGCUUCGGCCCCGCUCCCCUGAUCAAGCUCGGCUCGGACUUCAAGAAGGUGUCGAGCUUCCAGGCUCGCAUCCCCAGCAUCCCCAAGAUUGUCGAGCUUGACCACCUGACCAUUACGGGUGCGGUCAACCUGGGCCGCGGCGUGACGCUGAAGGGCACGGUUAUCAUUGUGGCGACGGAGGGCAGCACGAUCGACGUUCCUCCCGGAUCGAUCCUGGAGAACGUUGUCGUGCAGGGUAGCUUGAGGCUGCUGGAGCACUAG